ACACAAUCAUUGUUAUUUAUUAAAUGAUAUAUUUUUGUCAGAAUUAAUUGUGAAAUCAAAUAAGGGCAUAAAUUCUAUGUAAUGUAUGUAUGUGUGUGUAUGGGACGUAUCUAAUGAAAUCUGGACACAAUCUGAUCCAGCGAUGCAAUAGUUACUGAUCUUUAAAACAAACCAAAAAAGUUGUUUUUUCUUUCUUAAAAUAUAAAAUAAAAAUCUUAUAAAAAAAAGUCUUAUAAAGAAGAGAUCACCAUUGGACAUCUCUUUGAUUCCUCAGCUCAAAGCUAACCAAACCAACCCCACAGAAAUGGGUAGUAGUUUCUUUGGGAGACCAAAAAUGGGUGGAUCUUCGUCUUCCUCACCAACAUCUUCUCCGGCAAAGAGAGGGAAGAACAAGAAUGGUUCUGACAAGCCUAAGCAGCCACAGAGAGGUCUCGGGGUGGCGCAGUUAGAGAAGAUUAGAUUACACAGCGAAUUAAACUGCAACAGUUUCAAUACUUAUCCUUCUUAUCAUCCCUCAACUAAUAAUGAUCAGGAGGAUGUGAGGAUUCACGCAGAAUAUUCAUCUAUACCAUCAUCAACUCAUUAUGGCCUUCAUCCAAACAUAAUGAUGAAUGCAAGUAAUGAUCUAUACGAGAGAACACCCAUAAGAUACAGAGAUGCUCAGCCUCACAUAGCAACAAGUUGGAACCCCAACUACGGCAUCUUGGAGAGCCAACAUUUUGUUGAACCUAACAUAACCAGACACUUUUUACAUGAGGACCAGAGAAAUAAAUUGGGAUCGGGUAUCCAGAUGAACUUCGAAACAAGUGACGCAACUGAGCCAGAUUUGGAGUUGAGAUUGUCACUUUGAGUAAUGUAUGAACUCAUGUUAUUUUCAAUGAGGCCAUGGAUUUGUUAUACACUCAAAGCAACUUAGAAAGAAAUAAUAUGUAACUUAGGUCAUCAUUUGAUUUCAUUUGAUUUUUGGGAAUCAGAUUUUGAUAUCAUGAUGCUAUGUUUUCUAAAGAGUAUGUUUGUAAAUCAACAUAAGUUUCAAAUACAAAUCAAAGCAGUUAUAAAGUCAU
Brassica napus (rape) is the source of this 1064-nucleotide messenger RNA. RefSeq names its product protein SPEAR3. Bases 305 to 850 code for a protein of 181 amino acids. NCBI's taxonomy places the organism in Eukaryota, Viridiplantae, Streptophyta, Magnoliopsida, Brassicales, Brassicaceae. The transcript has 6 exons. The record is from RefSeq and is a predicted model, not a curated record. Gene Ontology annotation, molecular function: DNA-binding transcription factor activity.